GAUCCGGUGAAGUUACUGACCCCUUCGGAGAUCUCCACGUUGAAGGAGAUCAUGAAACGUGAUGCAGUACAUGAGGCGCAGUACCGUACUAAACAAGCGCGUAUGGCCCAGGAAUUGCGUACGCUCGGCCCUGCGUCGCGAAGCGCCUGGUGGGAGCGUGACCAUGUUCCGAGCAUGGCCAUGAAUCGAAGGCCCGAACGGUUCGAUGUGAAGUAUCCAAGAGCGCCCAAUGCGGACCGGAGCUCGAACACGAAUUCGAGGAAGAAGGGCGUGAGGAGAGAAGGCAUUCGGAUACCAAGGAAACUUCCUCCUGAGUUGGCCAAUCGCCCUGAGCAACUCGUGCCGAUCAGACUCGAGUUUGAUGUGGAGCAUCAUAAGAUGCGCGAGACGUUUGUUUGGAACCUAAAUGAUCCCGUUAUCACCCCGGAACACUUUGCGCAGACGCUCAUUGAGGAUUAUGCGCUGCCCCAGAGUUAUUAUGGUGUCAUCACGAGAGCGAUUCAGGAGCAGUUGAGUGACUUCAAGGCUCACAUUGCCAGCAUGGAUGGCGACUGGAAACCGCCAACCGCAACGAGGGACAUGGCGUUGACGGAUGGCUAUAAAGCGGAUGAAGAAGACGGAACCGACGCGGACAUGCGGGAGACGGACGCUGAAGACGAUGACUCGAUCAUGGUGGACCGGGGCAAUCUUGACGAUGAGGAUGUGAAAUGGUGGGAAUCGUGGCGCAAGCGAGCACGGCAGGAAAGCGCAUUCUCUCGCAGCAUAUCCUCGAAGAAUCGUCGUAAACGGCGCAAGGUGGCAUCGGUCAAGGCUGAAGAAAGUGACGCAUUCGAGACUGACAAGGAGAGGCCACGCAACCCGGAUGAGAUCGAGGUCGAUGAGAAGACGGUGCAUGAGGAUUUACGUAUCUUGAUCAAGCUCGACGUCAUCGUCGGAUCCAUGAAAUUGGAUGAUCAAUUUGAAUGGGAUCUUGAGAAUGUGGAUGCCUCACCUGAACAGUUCGCAGAGGUGUAUGCGAAAGAGUUGGGUCUCGGUGGGGAAUUCAAAACGGCCAUUGCGUAUUGCAUACGAGAACAAGUUCAAAUUUAUCAAAAGUCGUUGUUCCUCGUUGGGCACCCCUCAGAUGGAUCGCAUGUCCAAGACGAUGACUUGCGCAUGUCCUUCCUGCCCGGUCUUACAGCCGGUGCCAGAGCGAUGGAUCAAGUACAGUUGUUCACUCCGCUGCUCAACUAUCUCAGUGACGGCGAGAUUGAACGUAGUGAGAAAGAGAGGGAGAAAGAGCUCACCAAGCGUAGGAAGCGGAAUACACGGGGUCGUCGGGGCAUCGCUUUGCCUGAUCGGGAGCCUAAUCGCACAUACCGCACACCUGCCAUCGGCUUCCCAGAGCUGGAUGCUGCAACCCUUGCAUUGGCAGCCGCGAACGCGCCAACGUCAAGACGUGCUGCGGCAGCCGCUGCUUCUCUCACGAUUGCCAACAUGGUGGCCUCAGAAAAUGGCACGAGCGUCAUGCCGCUGCAGUUGCCUCCCCAGCAGAACAUCUCUACUGUCGCCGCUGGAAAAGAGAAGAAACCUAAAGGGUUGUUCAAGGCCCCUUCGUAUCCUUCUUCUGUGCUUCGCCCUCGUGCUCAGGUCACUGCUCCCACCCCCUCGACAGCGGUUGAAUCGGCGUCGAUGCUGCCUUCAUCGUUUCUUGACACUGAUGCACCUGCCUCCUCAGUUAGUAAUCCUCCCCCCGAUUCGCGAGCCGUUGCAAAGAAGGCCAAGGAGCUCGAAAGGGAGGCCAAGGAAAAAGAGUUUGUCGACGGCCAGCAUGCUAACGUGAUUAAUGGGGUGUGGCACUGCUCGAACUGUGGGUGUCCGGAGAGCGUUGCUAUCGGACGAAGGAAGGGUCCGUUGGGGGACAAAUCACAAUGUGGCACAUGUGGUAAAUUUUGGCAUCGACACCGCAGACCCCGCCCUGUGACAUAUAAUCAGGAUCCCGAUUACCAUUUGGGCCUAAGACACGAAACGGAACAUGUUAAAAUCGGGACAAAACGAAAAGGACGAGCGCCCAAUUCUCAAGUGGCUGCUGAUGGCCAAGAUACGCCCAGUCGACAGAAAUCAGACCUCUCCGUCGAUAUCUCUACUCGACUGCUGAACUCUGUACUACCUUCCGAAGACGACAGAGCCAUGUCGCCAGUAUCUACUGCCUCUAGUGAUACAGAAGCUCCCCUUGCCCAACGCAUCACAAAAGUCAACGGUGCCAGCCAUGGAGGACUUGUAUCGUCACCUGGGUCACCUCGUCCAGCAGGAAAUGGGAAUGCGCAUCCCACUUCACCCAUGGAAAGUAGUACUGCUGCUCCAAUUUCAAACGGCUCAUACGUGAGCGCCGCUCCGCCCUGGCUAACGACAGCAAUUCGUUCGCUUCAGGAACAAUACCCAGAUGAUAAGUUCGAGGCAAUCCUGCGUAGACCGGUUCCACGUGCUAUACUAGAGUGGAGGAUGAAAUGCUUGGAUUGCCCUGGCAAGCUAUAUAACUCUGGGCCUGGAGAUACGCUGCAGAACUAUGAAGUUCAUCUUAGAAACCGGCAACAUCGAUUACGGGUGAACGCUCGUCUGACGCAGGCGCCAGCAUCAUAGUAGUAGAGGUUUUCGUCGUGUCGGCUGGCUUGUGCUAUCUUAAUAUUUCUCUUUUGUGCAUCUGUUGUGCUCAUCUGCUAUCUGUAUAACGUAUAUACCUUUGCUUGUAAUCGCUAUUGGAUUACUAAACCCCACUGAUGAAGUUCCUGAGCUAGCGUCGAGGCGCGAGUGGGGUCGAUUGGCGCGUAGUUAUUUGCAACUUGUAACAUUAGAC
This is a messenger RNA of Suillus paluster, 2833 nucleotides long. Its product is annotated as SNF5-domain-containing protein. Gene Ontology annotation, cellular component: SWI/SNF complex; nucleus; nuclear chromosome. Gene Ontology annotation, molecular function: zinc ion binding; transcription coregulator activity. The transcript has 9 exons. The record is from RefSeq and is a predicted model, not a curated record. NCBI's taxonomy places the organism in Eukaryota, Fungi, Basidiomycota, Agaricomycetes, Boletales, Suillaceae. The coding region runs from base 52 to 2619 and encodes 855 amino acids. Gene Ontology annotation, biological process: regulation of transcription by RNA polymerase II; chromatin remodeling.